Molecule: messenger RNA, 1770 nt
Organism: Tetrapisispora phaffii CBS 4417
Lineage: Eukaryota; Fungi; Ascomycota; Saccharomycetes; Saccharomycetales; Saccharomycetaceae
Gene: ILV3
Product: dihydroxy-acid dehydratase ILV3
Exons: 1
Coding region: 1-1770 (589 amino acids)
Biological process (GO): branched-chain amino acid biosynthetic process
Cellular component (GO): mitochondrion
Molecular function (GO): dihydroxy-acid dehydratase activity
Source: RefSeq, a predicted model, not a curated record
AUGACUAUGUUGAAAAGGUUGGCAUCUGCUAGAAGUUUCAAUACUUCCAAACUGCUUAGUGAUGCAAAGAAAUUGAAUAGAUACUCGUACGUGAUCACCGAGCCUAAGGAUCAAGGUGCUUCCCAGGCUAUGCUUUAUGCUACUGGUUUUAAAAACGGUGAUCUAUCGAAACCACAAGUUGGUGUUGGUUCUUGUUGGUGGUCUGGUAAUCCAUGCAAUAUGCAUCUCAUGGACUUGAAUGACAGGUGUUCUAAAGCAGUGGAGAAAUCAGGCUUGAAGGCUAUGCAAUUCAAUUCCAUCGGUGUCUCUGAUGGUAUUUCAAUGGGUACUGCAGGUAUGAAGUAUUCUUUACAGAGUAGAGAAAUCAUUGCUGAUUCAUUUGAAACAAUUAUGAUGGCUCAACAUUACGAUGCUAAUAUUGCCAUUCCAGCAUGUGACAAGAAUAUGCCAGGUGUCAUGAUGGCUAUGGGUAGACACAACAGACCUUCGAUUUUGGUUUAUGGUGGUACUAUCAUGCCAGGUCAUCCAACCUGUGGCUCUCCGAAACUUCCAGAAGAUAUUGAUUUAGUUUCUGCUUUCCAGUCUUAUGGUGAAUAUAUUUCAAAAAAUUACACUGAAAAAGAAAGAUCUGAUGUUGUGGAACAUGCUUGUCCUGGUCCAGGUUCUUGUGGUGGUAUGUACACUGCAAACACAAUGGGUUCCAUUGCAGAAGUUUUGGGUAUCACAUUACCAAAUUCCUCGGCUUUCCCAGCUGUCUCAAAGGAAAAGUUGACCGAAUGUGAUAGUAUUGGUGAAGCUAUUAAAAAUACUAUGGAACUGAACAUUAGACCAAGAGAUAUAUUCACAAAGGAGGCCUUUGAGAACGCUAUUACAUAUGCAAUCGCAACAGGAGGUUCCACUAAUGCUGUUUUGCAUGUGGUUGCUAUUGCCCACUCUGCUGGUGUUAAAAUUACUCCAGAUGAUUUCCAAAGAAUCAGUGACAAAACUCCAUUGUUAGGUGACUUUAAACCUUCUGGUAAGCAUGUUAUGGCUGAUUUGAUCAAGGUCGGUGGUACUCAGGCUGUUAUUAAAUUCUUGUACGAAAAUGGCUUUAUGCACGGUGACACAUUAACUGUUACUGGUGAUACUUUAGCUGAAAGAGCAAAGAAAGCACAACAUUUAACUGAAGGUCAAACCGUCAUCAGACCAAUCUCAAAUCCAAUCAAAAAAACUGGUCAUUUACAAAUCCUAUACGGCUCUUUGGCCCCAGGCGGCUCUGUUGGUAAAAUUACUGGUAAAGAAGGUACCUAUUUCAAAGGUACAGCUAGAGUUUUUGAAGAAGAAAAUGACUUUAUUCAUGCUUUAGAAAAAGGAGAAAUCAAAAAGGGUGAAAAAACUGUUGUUGUCAUUAGAAAUGAAGGUCCAAAGGGUGCACCAGGUAUGCCAGAAAUGUUAAAACCAUCAUCUGCUUUAAUGGGUUAUGGUUUAGGUAAAGAUGUUGCUCUAUUAACUGAUGGUAGAUUUUCAGGUGGAUCUCACGGUUUCUUAAUUGGUCACAUUGUUCCAGAAGCAGCACAAGGUGGUCCAAUUGGUUUAGUUAAAGAUGGUGAUCAAAUUGUGAUUGAUGCUGACAAUAAUAAGAUUGACUUAUUAGUAAGUGACGCAGAAAUGGCAGAACGUAAAUCUAAAUGGGUUGCUCCAACUCCUCGUUAUAAUAGAGGUACUUUAUCAAAAUACCGUAAGUUAGUAUCUAAUGCCUCUCUAGGUUGUGUUUUAGAUGCUGAUGAGUAA